AUGACUCAUUUCGUUGGAGUUGACUUUAAUUCAUUAUAUCCUUCAUCAUUUUCAUCUAAUCCUCAUGAUUUCAUUCAAUAUACUGACCAUAAAAUGUAUAUGCCGGGAAGAUUGAAUGGAGUUAUCAUUUGUGAUACAGCAACAAAGAAAGCAAAAGCACUGGGAAUAAUUAAGAAGAAAAAUACUUUAUUCGUGGCUGAAGUAAAGGGUCACAUUGAUGAAAAAUACAUUAAUGAUUACAUAAACUUUUUACCGAUAAUAAGAAACUUAGAUAUUAUCACAGAUGAAAAAACAAUUGGCAGUUUUAUGUAUAAUUACAUGAAAUCAAACAAUCUACCAGUUGACCAGAAACAGAGAAAAUUAACUCAGUUAGCAUCAACACACAACCAAUAUCAACCAUUUUCUUCUUAUUAUCUAUGGUAUCUAAUAGAUAGAUUUCAUUUUAUCAUUGAUGACAUUCAAUCAAUUUUAACAUUUACUAAAAACACUUGUUUUAAUGAAUUUGCGAAAGAAUUUAUGAACGAAAGACAAAAGGCUGAAUUAGAAGGAAAUAAAGGAAAAAGUUUAUUUUGCAAGAUUUCACUUAAUGGAUCAUAUGGUUACGAUGCAAUGAAUACACAAAAUUACACAAAGACUAAAAUAAUUAAUGCACAAAAGGCACGCGUUGCAUGUAUGUCAAAUAAGUUUAAAAACAUAAGAGAAAUAGGUGAGGAUACAUAUCAAGUGAUGCUUAAAGAUAGAUUUUAUAGAUGUGAUACAUGUUUACAAGAGGCAUUCUUCACUUUAGAUAACGCAAAAUACUGGUAUUUGGUUUUCAUUUAUGAUUUUAUGUAUAAAUGCUUGAAUGUUAAUCGUUUUCAUUUCAUUGAAGGUGAUACUGAUUCAUCUUAUUGGGCAAUCGCUGGCGACCCAAAUCUUCCUAACACUCAAGCAUUUCAAGCAAUUGUUACUGAUAAACAAUUUUAUGAUAAAAACAUUUUCAAAUUCGCACC
Molecule: messenger RNA, 992 nt
Organism: Trichomonas vaginalis G3
Lineage: Eukaryota; Parabasalia; Trichomonadida; Trichomonadidae
Product: DNA/RNA polymerases family
Exons: 1
Source: RefSeq, a predicted model, not a curated record